AGGCAUCCGCUGCGCUGCACGAAAAAGAAACUUCGAGGAAAGAUGCACGAAGAGGAGGAUGGCAGCGAAGGAGACUCCUGCACAACCUCGCGGAGUCUGGCCUCCAGGUCUGUGGAUGUGGCCGAGGUCGAGGGAGCGAAGGAGCAGCCCUCCAAACUGUGCGGCUACUUAAACAAACUAUCCGGCAAGGGGCCUCUGAGAGGGUACAAGCUGAGGUGGUUCGUGUACGAUCCGAGGAAAUGUUAUUUGUAUUACUUCAAGACUCCCCAAGAUGCCUUGCCGCUCGGGCACAUCGAGAUAGGCGAUGCUUGCUUCAGCUACGAUGUGGAGGUGGAAGAGGGUCAGUUUGAGAUCCGCACGACCGGGAAGGAGUUUCUCCUGAAGGCUCCCAAUAGGCAGGUGAUGCAUUACUGGCUCCAGCAGUUACAGCAGAAACGUUGGGAGUACAGCAACACUAGAGGCUCCGGUCAGCGAGACAGCUGGAGUUCCCCAACCCUGGCCUACCCUCCCACCGGCCUCGUAGGCAAAGAUGAUGCGCUUGUCUUUGAUAAGCUAAGUGACAGCAUGGAGAAGGUCCGCAGCGACUUUGCCAUGGAGACAGAAACAGAUGGCGGGGGAAUGGUGGGGAUCCAGUCAGCCAGAGGGCCUUCUGCUGCGUCCACAAACCCCCUCAACUUCUCCCUCAAAAACUUCGGUACAGAACUCCGGAACUCCAUGUCUUAUCUGCGGCCGGGGAGAGGAGCUGACAGCAAACGCAGUGUGUUUUAUACCAACAGCAACAACAGCGCAGAGGACUGGGAGCUGGUGGAUGCUUCAUCCAAGGACUUCCCUGAACAUAAACCUCAUGCAGACACACACAGACAUUCUUUUGGAUCAACGUUUACUUUCGAUUUUGUGCGCAACUCAGCGCGGCCUAGGAAGCCUUUGCUUCGAGACAUGAUGGGCUCUGGGAGGUUUGGGCGCAACGCUGAGACGCGCAGUGCAGAGAACUCCCCGGUGGAGUUUAACGGCAGCAAACCGUUGGAGAUGCAGCUUCGCCUCCAGAGCCAACAGGAAGACCUACGCCGCAUGCAGCAGGAACAGGCCAAACUCAGAGAAGAGCUGGCCAGUCAGAAGGAGCUGGUGAGACUUCUGCAGCAGACUCUGAGAACCUCCCAGUGCGAUAGGCAGCCAGUGCACCGUCCAGCUCCGGCUCCAGAUUCAUCUGCGUCUUCAGACCAGACUCAAGGUUCGGCAGUAACCCACGAAGAGAUCGCCCAGUCGGAGGCUCUACUUCAGGAAAGGGAUGGACAGAUCCAGUCCCUGUGUGGCCACAUGGAGCACCUCGCCUUGGAGAAGGAGAGUCUGCAACAAGAGCUGAAGGGCCUGAAGAUAAAGGUUGGGGAGAUAAACGACCAGCUGGGGAUGCUGAUGGAGACCAUUCAGGCCAAGGAUGAAGUCAUCAUCAAGCUGUCGCAGCAGAGCUCCGAGCAGUGCGGCAAUCCAAACGACGGUUCUCCGCCUCCCAACAAAGACCAGCAGGAGGUGGACAUCCUCAAGGACAGCCUUCAAGGCUUCAAAUCCCAGAACAAGUUCCUGAACAAGGAGAUCCUGGAGCUGACAGUAUUACGCAGAAACGCAGAGAGUAGAGAAAAGACUUUAGAAGCAAAGUAUACGGCCCUGCAGGCCAUGUUGUGUCAGGUGGAGAGCAAGUAUCUGGUGCUGCUUCAAGAAGUGAAGAACCCGGUGUGCUCGUCUUCAGAGCAGAGCCCAGCCCGAGAGGUCAUCUCCAGAUUAUUAGAGGACGCGCUGCAGGCAGAGAGCUCCGACCAGCAUGAUCACCAUAUCUUUAAACCAAACACGGUCAGUGAGUAUGACACGUUUGGCUUCAAGACUGUCCCUGAGGAGGAGGAAGAGGAGGAGAAGCUGGAUGCGAAGAUGAGAGCUCUGGAGCUGAAGUCCCUAUCCAUGACGGAUCAGGAAGUGUCCGUCGGGGUGAAGUGGGAGAACUUUCUGGCCGGCACCAUAAACAGAGAUCUGGUGCGCUCCCCUGAGCUCAAGGCCCUGUUUCGAUGUGGCGUGCCCCACGAGCACCGCUCGCAGGUGUGGCGCUGGUGUGUCUCCUUCCAUGUCAAGAAGUUCCGGGACCAUCUGGCGCCCGACUACUAUGAGACCUUACUAAAUGUGGCCCGGGACAAGCCCAACCCGGCCUCGAAGCAGAUCGAGCUGGACUUGCUGCGUACUUUGCCCAACAACAAGCACUAUUCUUCCCCGAGUGCAGGCGGCAUCCUGAAACUCAGGAACGUCCUGAUGGCUUUCUCCUGGAGGAAUCCAGAUAUCGGCUACUGCCAGGGACUAAACAGGCUGGCAGCCAUUGCCUUGCUCUAUCUGGACCAAGAGGACGCCUUCUGGAGCCUUAUAGCCAUUGUGGAGGUCUUCAUGCCAAGAGACUAUUACACAAAGACUCUGCUUGGCUCACAGGUUGACCAGCGCGUGUUCAAGGACCUGAUAAGUGAGAAGCUCCCGCGGCUUCACGUCCACUUUGAGCAGAACAAGGUAGACUUCUCCCUCAUCACCUUCAACUGGUUCCUGGUGGUGUUUGUGGACAGUGUGGUGAGCGACAUCCUCUUCAAGAUCUGGGAUGCCUUUCUAUAUGAAGGUCCAAAGAUCAUAUUCCGCUUCGCCCUCGCUCUCUUCAAGUACAAAGAGGAAGAGUUUUUGAAGCUGGAGGAUUCCACAGCUAUCUUCAAAUAUCUCAGAUACUUCACACGCACAAUCCUGGAUUCAAGGAAGUUGAUGAACAUCGCUUUCGGUGACAUGAACCCGUUUCCCAUGCGGCAAAUCCAGAACCGCCGUUCCUUCCAUCUCGAGAAGGUCCGUCUUGAGCUGACCGAGCUGGAGGCGAUCAGACAGACCUUCCUCAAGGAGAGAGAGACGAGUCAGGACAGACGGAGCUUCGUCAGCGACGAUGAGGAGGAUAACUGAUCUUAAGCUUGUCGCUGAAGAAUGAAGACAAAGAGAUCAGAGAUGUGUGGCAGUUUUUGAAGCAAUUUCUUUCUAAAGGAUUUUUGGAGUUGGUUUCCAAAUAAGAGCUGGACAAAAGACCAAAAACAUUACAAGCUGAAUCAGUAUUCCUGCCAUUUAAAAAAAAAAAAUCCCGCUUUAUUUGUUGUAUGUUUGUGUGUUAAUGUCACAGCCAAAUGUCUAUCCACAGCUCUUCAACCAUCAAUGCAAAGCUACACUCUAUCUCCGAAUCAGUAUUUCUUUUUUUUAGAAACAUGGCUGUGAUCUUUUAUUAGUUGGAGAAAUUAUUACAUUUUAUUACUCUGGUUUUCAUUUUUGCUUUCUCUGCGACCAGCUCCUUUCAUACACAUUUUAAGAUUGUUUACCAAAAGCUUUUUAUUCGACAUUUUCCACAUUUCCACUCAACAACACAGAUUUGUGUUCGAGCCCUGUGUCUCUAAAUGCACUUGAAUCACUUAUGCGGAAAUUCAAAGUUUGCUGAAACUUAAAAUGAAGUCUUUAGAGCUAAAGUCGUUCCAAAAUUGUACAUAUCAUCAGCCUCUCGGGGUGUUUGUAGUUAAAAAGAAUACACACAAAGGUGGUAUAAAGAGUCCCAUGUAUUAUCUCUUUCACAAACAGCAUGUGGAACAUUUUGGGGAAGGCUUUUCUCCAUUUCUAUUAUCUCAGGAUUCAGAUCGAAUAAGAGAUUGUGAUUGUUUUUCUAGGAGUAUCAUUCUUAAUGUUAUUUUAUACUUAAGUACCACUUAAUUACUUAUUUUUUCCCCAGAGAAAUGUCUGAGAAGCUUUGCACCUAUAUGUGUGCUUAAACUAAAGGAACAUUGUGUAACCAACACAGGAUUUGGUUUGCUUUGAAAAUUGAGAAAUUUGAAACACCAUAUCAGUGGAUCCCUACACAUGACUUGAUUAUCUGACUAUUUUAUUAUAACUAUUCCAAAAUAUGUGUCUUAAGAUUAAUUUGCCUUGUUUUAGUAAUGUUCUUGAUUUUUCCGAACUUUAGCUGGGGUUGUUAGGUGACAUGGUAUACAUGCAUAAUGCUGGGAUUACUUGUAUUUGCAUUCAUUGUCCUCAGUGUGGCAGUGUAACAUUUCUCUCCAGUGUUUCACAGCUACCCUCCACACCGUAUGAUUUAUAGAGAUAAUAAUACCGUCCUGAUGAAAUGGCUGUGAAGUCAGUCUGUCAACAUUAUCGUGUUCAAAAAUGGAAACAUGAUUUGUAUCUAUGAGAGAAGUGUUUCAGGACUUUUCUUGACAUGUGUAGCAACCUCUUUCUUCCACAUCCAGGUACUUACAGAAAAACAAUGUAUUCUUUAGCACUGUAUUACACCUGUUUUACAAGUUCUACUGUUUAAUGGUCAAAGUUGAUAUACUUGCUUAGAAAGAAACCAUUUUUAUAUUUGGUUGAUCAACAGUGUAAAACAGUUGAAUGGGAAUCUACAAGAGAGGACUAUUUUAUUUUACUUAAUCCCUUUUCCACUGCUGAUAUAUUGUUUAAAGUUACUAUUCUUGUCCUUUAUUUUUAUAUUACUUUAAGCUGUUUACAGAUUUUUCUUCGCUGUAAAUUACAGAAUUUACUUCUUUUUUUUUUUGCCUAACUUUUUGUUAGACCACUACUUAUGAACAAUUGACAAAAUGAUGGUUGUUUUUAAUGAUGGAAAUGUGAAUGGAGAUUGUGAAAGUAGAGAUUGAAUUAGUUUUUCUCCAUGAGAGCAGGUCUCUCUGGAGAUUUUGAUCGGUUUAAGACUGAACGUUUUCUUAGGCCCACUCGUGUUGUCAUCGGGCUCAUACAGUAGGUUUACACUUAUUUUAAUACACUUCUGUUCUACGGUUAGUUUGCGUUCAUCUUUUGUUUUGUCAGUUUCAUUUUCACAUGGAAUAAGCUACAUUUAAUUUCAUCACUUUUUUCUCUUUCUUUCUUUCCCAGCAAUGUAUUGCACAAGUGUAACGACAAGAUGAAUUCAGAAUAUUACAGGGCGCUUCACUUUUUUGUAUGUAUAUCUCUUUUGUAUCUUGUUAAUCUGUAUCAUUUAAUUAUGAAGAGUGCAAAGCUUUUAUGUUACAGAAUUAAAUAUACACCACUGUAUGUUCAAAUUCAAUAAGCAUUGGCUGGCUGAGUGAGAUCUGCAGGUGUUCAUAUUAAAAAUAAAAAAUAAACUUGCUGUA
This is a messenger RNA of Cottoperca gobio, 5162 nucleotides long. RefSeq names its product TBC1 domain family, member 2B (gene tbc1d2b). The transcript has 13 exons. Gene Ontology annotation, biological process: regulation of GTPase activity. The record is from RefSeq and is a predicted model, not a curated record. Lineage: Eukaryota; Metazoa; Chordata; Actinopteri; Perciformes; Bovichtidae. Gene Ontology annotation, molecular function: small GTPase binding; GTPase activator activity. Bases 43 to 2964 code for a protein of 973 amino acids.